CAGAAAACCAACCAAAUCGUUCCCCGUCGUCGUUCCUCCAUUCCGCCGCCGAUCAGUUCAACAUUUUCCGGCUACUUCUUCCGGUUCGGUUUGAUCUUCUCUAUUAGAUCUUGAUCAAUAUUGGAUUGGAACACUACUUGUGUAGAAGCUGGUGAACUCCGAAAUGGAGUCCAUACUGGCGCGAGCAUUAGAAUAUACGCUUAAGUACUGGCUCAAAUCGUUUACUAGAGAUCAGUUCAAACUUCAGGGCCGAACUGCUCAGUUGUCUAAUUUGGAUAUAGAUGGAGAUGUAUUGCAUGCCACUAUCGGAUUACCACCUGCUUUGAGUGUUACUACUGCGAAAGUAGGGAAAUUGGAGAUAACGCUCCCAUCUGUAAGCAAUGUACAAAUAGAACCCAUCCUUGUGGAGAUUGAUAGACUUGAUUUGGUUCUGAAAGAGAAUGAUGACUUUGAUGCAUGUAGAAACACAAGUAGUGCAACAUCAUCCACCAAUUCUGGAAAGGGAAGUGGUUACGGAUUUGCUGAUAAGAUUGCAGAUGGAAUGACAGUGCAAGUUCGCACUGUUAAUUUACUUAUUGAAACGCAUGGAGGUGCACGUAAAAAGGGAGAAACUAUAUGGAUGUCACCUAUGGCGGCUAUUACCAUGCGCAACCUUUCACUUUAUACAACAGAUGCGAAUUGGAAUGUCGUCAAUCUGAAAGAAGCAAGGGAUUUCUCAAAUAACAAGAAAUAUAUAUACUUAUUCAAGAAACUUGAGUGGGAGUCUUUAUCCAUCGACCUUUUGCCUCAUCCUGACAUGUUUGCGGUUGCGGACUCUCGAAGUGGCUCCAAUAAGAAAGAUGAUGAUGGUGCAAAGCGAAUGUUUUUCGGUGGUGAAAGAUUUAUUGAAGGAAUAUCUGGACAAGCUCAUAUUACUGUGCAAAGGACAGAACUAAACAGUCCACUGGGACUUGAGGUUCAGUUGCAUAUUCCUGAAGCUGUCUGUCCUGCUUUAAGUGAACCAGGAUUACGAGCUGUUCUCCGCUUUCUGACUGGAUUAUAUAUCUGUCUAAACAGAGGAGAUGUAAAUCCAAAUGACCAACGGUGCGCUACAGAGGCAGCAGGGCGUUCUUUAGUGUCUAUCAUUGUUGAUCACAUAUUUCUUCGCAUUAAGGAUGCUGAGUUCAAGAUUGAGCUACUGAUGCAAUCACUUUUCUUUUCUCGGGCAUGUGUUUCUGAUGGAGAAUCUGCCAAUUACUUGACUCGCGUGAGGAUAGGUGGACUCUUUCUGAGUGAUACAUUUUCACGCCCUCCAUGCACUCUGGUCGAACCAUCUGUGCAACAUGUGCCGGGAAGCUUUCUGCAGAUUCCAGAAUUCGCUAAAAGCUUUUGUCCUCCAAUAUAUCCACUGGAUGAUCAGCUAGGGCAAUUACAUGAUGAUGUUCCUUUAAUAUCUCUCCAUUCUCUUCGAAUCCAGCCUUCCCCAGUACCACCAUCUAUUUCUUCUCAGACUACUGUUGAUUGCCAGCCACUCACUAUUCAUCUUCAAGAAGAAUCCUGCUUGAGGAUAUGUUCCUUGCUUGCUGAUGGAAUUGUGGUCAAUCCUGGUGCUGUUUUACCUGAUUUUUCAGUUAAUACUGUCAUGUUCUUUCUGAAGGGGUUAGAUGUAAAUGUUCCUCUGAAUGUGGGAACAAAACAUUCUUCUAGCAACUUUGACAGUUCUCUAGGAAGCAGCUUUGCUGGUGCUAGACUUCGUAUGGAGGAUGUGUUACUCUCAGAAUCACCUUUCCUAAAACUCAAUCUACUGAACCUGGAGAAGGAUCCUGCUUGCUUCUGUCUUUGGAACAGCCAACCUGUUGAUGCUAGCCAGAAGAAGUGGACAGCAAAGGCCUCUUUGAUAACUUUGUCUCUAGAUUUGAGUGACCAGCCGUCUGCUGUACAUAGUUCUAAGUCACCUUCUAGUUUUUUGAGAUGUGUUGAGCUGAAAGAUGCUUGUACCGAGGUAGCUAUGGUUACAGCUGAUGGAAGCCCAUUAAUUAAUAUUCCUCCUCCGGGUGGAAUUGUUAGAGUUGGCGUUGCCUGCAAACAUUAUAAUUCCAACACUUCCAUUGAGCAGUUAUUUUUUGUGCUAGAUCUCUGUGCAUAUUUUGGUAGUGUCAGUGAGAAGAUUGCUGUCAUUGGAAAACAACAUAGUGUACCGAAGAAUACAACAAAUGUAUCAGUUGGUGAAAGUAUACUGGAAAAGGUUCCUAGUGACACUGCUGUUAGUUUAGCAGUUAAAGGCCUCCAGUUAAGAUUCCUAGAAUUUUCUUCGAAUGACAUGCAGGGACUGCCUCUUGUUCAAUUUGUUGGAGAAGAUCUAUUCGUUAAAGUUGCUCAUAGAACCCUUGGUGGUGCAAUGGCUGUUUCGUCAGUUAUAAAAUGGAACAGUAUUGAGGUGGAUUGUGCAGAUACUGGGGGAAAUUCAGUAUAUGAAAAUGGGACCAUCUUAUCAUCCGAGGGAAAUGAUGAUGUAAUGACUGUUAAUGGUCAUCAUCAACUAAGACCUGUCUUCUGGGUGCAUAAAAAUAGGAACAAAACCCCGACACAACCAUUUUUAGAUAUAAUAAUGGAUCAUGUGAUUCCAUUUGAUGCAAGUGAUAUAGAGUGUCAUAGUUUAAGUUUGUCUGCCUGUAUUGCUGGUAUUCGGCUUGGGGGAGGAAUGAACUAUGCUGAAGCACUAUUACAUCGUUUCGGAAUACUGGGGUCAGAUGGUGGUCCUGGUGAGGGGCUUUCUAGAGGACUAGAGAGAUUGUCUCUAAGUCCACUGUCAAAACUUUUCAAAGCUUCACCCAUGAUUGCUAAUGAGCCAACACGGAGAAAUGCAAAUGAUGAUUCGACAGACACAGACAGUGGUUUCUUGAGCCUGGGUGCCCCAGAUGACGUGGAUGUAUGUAUAGAAUUUAGAGAUUGGUUAUUUGCCCUUGAAGGUGCACAAGACACACCAAGGGUUAUUAUUACAGAAAUUGAGGGUUCUGUCAGGGAAGAGUUAUGCUGGCACACAACUUUCAGAAGUUUACUAGUAAAAGCAAAUAGUAGCCCAAAGCAUGUUGUGGAUGGAAAAGAGAAGAAAUCAUACAGACCAAAGAAAUAUCCUAUUGAAUUAAUCACUGUGGGUGUGGAAGGCUUAGAGAUCUUAAAGCCUCAGGCUCUAAAUCUGAUUCUGGAAGAUGGAAUACCUUCUGGGCUUAAAGGGAGUUCUGAAACACACGGUGGCAUAAAUUUGGAGGCCAGAGUGGUGAUAUCUGGAGAAGAGGGCCUCAUUGAUAACAUGUCUGAAUGGGGAGUUGAGCACUUGAGAUUCUCUGUUCAUCAGCCGAUUGAGGCAGUUGUGACAAAGGACGAGCUUCAACAUCUAGCACUCCUUUGUACGUCUGAGGUCGAUUCUAUGGGUAGAAUAGUAGCCGGUGUCCUGCGGGUUCUGAAGCUGGAGAAGUCCUUCGGUCCUGCAGCUAUAACUCAACUAACAAAUCUUGGGAGUGAAAGCUUUGAUAGAAUUUUCACUCCGAAAAAGGUUGUUACUGGUUGGAGUCCAUAUUCAACCGUUAAUGGUGUAAGUCUUCACCCAAGCUUAGAGUCAACUGUGAACUCACUUGAAGAGAUGCUGUAUGAUUCUCAGGCUAAGUGUGAUGCUCUUAAAGAAGCUGAAUCUUCUUCUACUCAACACCUUGCAGAUAUUAAACAACUAAGCGACAAAUUGGAAAAUAUGCAGAAUGUAUUAGCCCGAUUGCGAACUCAACUUUGAGUUCAUUUUUUGUCAUUCUUCUUCUUCUUCUUCUUCUUCUUCUUCUUCUUCUCAAUUUAUGGCUCAACUAGUUGCCAAUAUUCUUUAUUGUAUAUAUAAAGAAAUACAAACAUAUAUACAUGGUGGCAGUAAUAUGCAUACCAUUUUGUGAUUUGUGGCCUAACAGAGAUAGGUUUGAGAGUGAAAGUUUUGUUAUAAGAAACCUCUUGUACCCAUUUUGUGAUUUGUGUCAUAUUUCAAUCCAUUUUGUGUUUGAUGGUA
Messenger RNA from Impatiens glandulifera, 4024 nucleotides. RefSeq lists its product as uncharacterized. NCBI's taxonomy places the organism in Eukaryota, Viridiplantae, Streptophyta, Magnoliopsida, Ericales, Balsaminaceae. The record is from RefSeq and is a predicted model, not a curated record. Bases 164 to 3763 code for a protein of 1199 amino acids. The transcript is spliced from 19 exons.